Messenger RNA from Pseudoliparis swirei, 2587 nucleotides. Its product is annotated as sodium/calcium exchanger 1-like. The record is from RefSeq and is a predicted model, not a curated record. Gene Ontology annotation, biological process: sodium ion transmembrane transport; calcium ion import across plasma membrane. Gene Ontology annotation, cellular component: sarcolemma; axon; postsynapse. The coding region runs from base 886 to 1962 and encodes 358 amino acids. Gene Ontology annotation, molecular function: calcium:sodium antiporter activity. Lineage: Eukaryota; Metazoa; Chordata; Actinopteri; Perciformes; Liparidae. The transcript is spliced from 7 exons.
GAGGGACUGGUCAGAGCUGAAAGGACAGACCGGGACAGGAUGGGGUGCUUUCCAUUGGUGGGACACUGAAGGACAGAAUGAGACCAGAACAGAGUAGGACACGUUGGGACAGGUAAGACCAGUCUGGACUGGUUUGGUCCAGUUAGAACAUGUCUGUUGAUGACCCCUUACAACAGGUCCAGACUUCUCAGGACAUGUUUGGACCAGUCUGAAGAGGUUCGGACUGGUCUGUAGAGGUAUGGACUGGUCUGAAGAGGUUUGGACUGGUCUGUAGAGGUAUGGACUGGUCUGAAGAGGUUUGGACUGAUCUGAAGAGGUAUGCACUGGUCUGAAGAGGUUUGGACUGGUCUGAAGAGGUUUGAACUGGUCUGUAGGGGUAUGGACUGGUCUGUAGAGGUAUGGACUGCUCUGUAGAGGUUUGGACUGGUCUGAAGAGGGUUGACUAUGUGGACUGGUCUGAAGAGGUUUGGACUGGUCUGAAGAGGUUUGGACUGGUCUGAAGAGGUAUGGACUGGUCUGAAGAGGUUUGAACUGGUCUGUAGAGGUAUGGACUGGUCUGAAGAGGUUUGGACUGGUCUGAAGAGGUUUGGACUGGUCUGAAGAGGUAUGGACUGGUCUGUAGAGGUUUGGACUGGUCUGUAGAGGUUUGGACUUGUCUGUAGAGGUUUGGACUGGUCUGAAGAGGUUUGACUAUGUGGACUGGUCUGAAGAGGCAUGCUUGUGGCCUGGUGAUCCAGUAAACCUGCCGGUGUAUGCUUUCACUUGAACACUAAACACAGUGAAGCAUGUUCUCAUGUUGUAGAUGUUCUGCACACCUGAUCCUUCAUCUGCACCUGAUCCUUCAUCUGCACCUGAACUCUGAAUCAUCUCAGCUACAAGUGAACAAUGUUUCCAUCCUCUGAAAAUCUGAGCGUCUCUCUUUUAACUUCCUGUUUCUUUUUAUUCGUUCUGCUUCUUCUUCUCUCUGAUUUCAUCUCUUCAGCUGUGUUGCUUCAGGAAGUCGGGGGAUUUGUCAAAACAGGCCGAGACGUCUACAGGAAGGUCCAGGGACGAGACCACCCCGCCCCCUCAGCCAUUAUCAACAUCGCAGAAGAGGGGGGUGAGGAGGAGUUGACCCAGAAGGAGGAGGAGGAGAGGAGGAUUGCAGAGAUGGGUCGGCCGAUGCUGGGCGAGCACACAAAGCUGGAGGUCGUCAUCGAGGAGUCAUACGAGUUCAAGAGCACCGUGGAUAAACUCCUCAAGAAGACCAACCUGGCCCUGCUGAUCGGGACCAACAGCUGGAGGGAGCAGUUUGCGGAGGCCAUCACAGUCAGCGCUGGUGGUGAUGGUGAUGAUGAUGGUGAGAAGCUGCCCUCCUGCUUUGACUAUGUCAUGCACUUCCUCACCGUCUUCUGGAAGCUUCUGUUUGCCUUGGUUCCUCCUGCCGACUACUUCAACGGCUGGGCCUGCUUCGUCGUCUCCAUCUCCGUCAUCGGCCUUCUGACGGCCUUCAUCGGUGACCUGGCCUCACACUUUGGCUGCACCGUCGGCCUCAAGGACUCCGUCACCGCUGUGGUGUUCGUAGCUCUGGGCACAUCUGUUCCAGACACAUUUGCCAGUAAAGUUUCAGCCAUCCAGGACCAAUACGCCGACGCCUCCAUCGGCAACGUGACAGGAAGUAACGCCGUCAACGUCUUCCUGGGCAUCGGCGUGGCCUGGUCCAUCGCUGCCGUCUACCACUACUCCAAAGGCCAGGAGUUCAGAGUGGAUCCGGGCACGCUGGCCUUCUCUGUCACUCUCUUCACCAUCUUUGCCUUCAUCUGCAUCGGCGUCCUCAUCUAUCGCCGCCGCCCCGAGAUCGGCGGGGAGCUGGGGGGACCCAGAGUCCCCAAGAUCCUCACCAGCUGCCUGUUCUUCAGUCUGUGGCUACUGUACAUUGUCUUCUCCUCGUUGGAGGCCUACUGCCACGUCAAAGGCUUCUGAAGGUGCUGCUUCUGACGAGUCCUCAACAGUUCUUGAUGAACAGUUCUUCGCGGUUCCUAGAGGCUCCUGCAGGUUCUGGCAGGUUCCUUGUAUUUGUGUUAUUGGUCUAAAGUUCUGGAUCAUCUCUAAAGGUCUAAAGCUUCCUGAGAGGUGAUUCGGUCCUAAAGGUUCUGAGUAAACGUGCUGACACCUGGAUGGACUCAUAACGGUUCCAACAGGUUUUCUGAGGUUUCUAAAUGCUACGUAUAUUCUGAUGGACUCUCUCUGUCCUAUUAUUUAAAUGUGUAAGAGAUUUGAUGUCUUCCUAAAGAUCCUGACGCAGUCCUGCAUAAUUUGACCGAUUGGACCGACCUCCUGAGGGUUCAGACAUCCUACGUUCUGACCGCUGAUGGAUCUCUAAAGGUUCCAGUAGGUUCCUUGUUGUUAUCGUCCAGGCUUCAGGUCUUUGUUCAUUGGCUGAGAGUAACCUCUGAGUCUACCUGCUUAUUGGACGUUCAUAUCAAAACAAACUGAGGAUAACGGUCUGGUCUCUGGUCCUGGUUCUGGUCUCUGGAGGAUCUGGUGAUAUUCAGGUUUUAGGUCUCACAGGUUCAACACUUCUUAUUAUUAAAGGUUCCUGACUGAU